Molecule: messenger RNA, 470 nt
Organism: Gadus macrocephalus (Pacific cod)
Lineage: Eukaryota; Metazoa; Chordata; Actinopteri; Gadiformes; Gadidae
Gene: dync1i1a
Product: dynein, cytoplasmic 1, intermediate chain 2a
Exons: 3
Coding region: 171-455 (94 amino acids)
Source: RefSeq, a predicted model, not a curated record
CGAGAUAGAUACUGUAGCAGCAAGCAUAGACCCAGAAUGUAUUAUCUGGGAAGUUGAAUUGUCUCCGCUGAGCCUCCGUAGCGACGCAAUUGGCCACUUGGCUGUUUCAGGAAAAGGGACGCCGUUGUGUCAAUUCACAAACCUAAUCCAAUUUCCAAAGUUCUGCCAUCAUGUCAGACAAAAGUGAGCUGAAAGCAGAGCUGGAAAGGAAGAAACGAAAGUUGGCUCAGAUCCGGGAGGAGAAGAGAAUCAAGGAGGAGGAGCGCAAGAAAGAGGCGGACCUGAAGAAGGAUGCCGCUCCGCAGACCGAUGACACCGAGCUGGACAAGAAGAGGCGGGAGGCGGACGCCAUCCUGCAAAGCAUGGGCAUCACCUCAGACGUGACCGCUGGUAGGUUCCCCGUUGAGGCUCGGUCUGUCACUCACUGCAAUAAAUCACACGUGGAAUAUCAAUAAAAUUAAAAGAUUGCA